Molecule: messenger RNA, 1943 nt
Organism: Phoenix dactylifera (date palm)
Lineage: Eukaryota; Viridiplantae; Streptophyta; Magnoliopsida; Arecales; Arecaceae
Product: vicilin Cor a 11.0101-like
Source: RefSeq, a predicted model, not a curated record
GCUUUCCCCUCUCUGAGUGAGUAACUAGGAAUAGCCAGCCAUGACGACCAAACCAAGAGUUUUCAUUCCUUUUCUUCUUGUUCUUUCCAUCCUUCUCGUCUCUGCCACCUUGGCUCUCUCCACUACCGAGGAUCCCGAGCGGCAGAUUGAGCGGUGCAAGCAGGAGUGCCGGGAGAGUCGACAAGGUGAGCAACAAGAGAGACAAUGCGUGCGCCAGUGCGAGGAGCAAGAAGAGAAGAGGCAGCAAGGCGAGGAGACAGGCAAAGAAGGACGUAAAGGAGAGGAUCCCGAGAAGCGGCUAGAGGAAUGCCGGAGGGAGUGCCGGGAGCAAGCAGAGGGGAGGGAGCAGAGAGAGUGCGAGAAGCGGUGCGAGGAGGAGUGUAAGGAGCAUCGUGGAGAAAACAAGGAGGAAGAAAAGAGGGAGGAAGAAAAGGGGGAGAAGAGGAGAGGGAGCGAUCCUUUCUUCUUCGAUGAGGAGAGCUUCCUGCAUCAGGUCAGGACCGAGCACGGCCAUGUUAGGGUCCUCAGAAACUUCUUGGAGAGAUCCAAGCUUUUGCUCGGGGUCGCCAACUAUCGUGUUGCCAUCCUCGAGGCCAAUCCAAACACAUUUGUUCUCCCCAGCCACUGGGACGCAGAGGCCCUUCUCUUCGUUGCCAGGGGAAAUGGACUUAUAACUCGCCAGUGUCAAGAUAAUAAGGAGACGCAAGAGCUUCGCCGGGGACAUAUCAUAAGGGUGCGUGCAGGAACAAUCGUGUCUUUCGUGAACAAAGACAGGAACGAGAAGCUCGUUAUAGUCAUGCUCUUCCAAACCGUCGCGACUCCUGGCAUGCUUGAGGCGUUCGUUGGUGCCGGUGGACGAAACCCCGAGUCAUUUUACCGGAGCUUCAGCAAGCCAGUCUUAAGAGCUGCCUUUAAUACAGGAGUAGACAAGCUGGAGAGGCUCUUCGGAAGGCAGAAGAAGGGAGCCAUGAUAGAGGCAAGCCAGGAGCAGAUCAGGGAGCUGAGCCGCCGCGCUGGCUCCGAGGGUCUGCCUCGGCCCUUCGGUGAAUCGAGGAGGCCGUUCAAUCUGCUUGACAAGCGCCCUUCCCACUCAAACCGCCAUGGAGAGCUAAGGGAGGCCGAUGGCGACGACUACCCGGAGCUCAGGGACCUCAACAUCCAAGUCUCCCACGCUAGUAUCAACAAAGGAUCCAUGAUGUCACCUAACUAUAACACGGAGGCAACCACGAUUUCCAUUGUGGUAGGAGGCAACGGCCAGGUCCAGAUAGUGCGCCCACGUGUUUCUGGACAACAGGAGGAAGGACGAGGCCGCGAGGAAGAGGAAGGACGAGGCCGCGAGGAAGAGGAAGGACGAGGUCAGCAGGAAGGCAAGGAGGAGGAGGAGCAACGACAGCGAGGUCAGCGCUACCAAAGAGUCGAAUCCGAGGUAUCACGUGGCACGACCUACAUCGUUCCUGCGGGCCACCCAUCCGUCGCCGUCUCUUCGCGCAACGAGCGUCUUGAGGUCCUGUGCUUCGAAAUCAACGCCAUGAACAACCGGAGGACCUGGCUUGCAGGGAGCAACAACAUAUUGAAGCAGAUGGAUAGGAUGACCAAGGAGCUAGCCUUCGAUCAGCCGGCGAGGGAGGUGGACGAGGUCUUGAAUGCCCCAAGGGAGGAGGUUUUCAUGGCGGGCCCACAGGAACGCGAGCGGGAGAGCGAGGGAGGGGAAGGCCGCGAUGGUCCACUGGAAUCUAUCCUGGAAUUUGCCGGCUUCUGAGAUGGAACAAAGGGAAAGUUAAAAGAGUUGUGGAGACCAGAGACCAGAGUGAGGGAAUAUAUAUGCAUGUAUGAGAGUUCUACGGGUAGUAGUACGUAGUAGGACUGUAGGAGUGAUGUAAAUCCUGCGGAAUAAGCACUUUUAAGGUGCCCUGGAAUAAAGACUUCCCUGCUUUUAGCAUUUA